UCUUUAUGCGAUAAGAAAAGUUAAAAACAAAAACAGCUGUAAAACUCGAUCGACAAUAAAUACAAGUAGCAGGUGAAAAUCAACUUUUUGAUUAGAUUGACCUACAGAAUUGGAAAAAAGUCGGCUAAAAAUUCCUGGACUCUAGCAGCUAGUUAACUUCGAAUUAUUAAUUAAAUUAAUAAAAAUCUAAUCUAAUAAAAGUUUAGAUUGCCACAAAAUUAGUGAUCAAAAUAUCAACUGAUAUGAGCCAAGCGAAAUCCGUACUUUGCGUGGGCUGCACGGUAAUCGACUUUGUGACCAUCAAUGGCAGUUAUCCCAAGGAGGACACAGAUCGACGAUGUUUGGACGGUUUUUGGCAACGUGGCGGAAAUGCCUCCAAUGUGAGCACAGUUCUCCGGGUUCUCGGUUCUAAGGUUGACUUCUUUGGAAUGCUUAGCAGAUCGGAUGCGUUCCGAGUGCUUCUCGAGGAUCUUCGAAGACGUGAAAUCGGCACUAAGAAUUGCCCUCUCACUAAUAAGGACCCGCCCUUCUCUUCGGUGAUCUUGGCUCAGGAUUCCGGCACCCGCACUAUUAUCCACUGCAAUAAGGAUUACCCGCAGACCACUUUUGAUGACUUUAGUAAAAUUGAUCUUUCGGAGUAUGAAUGGGUGCACUUCGAGGCUCGCAAUACUCCUCAUACCUUAAAGAUGAUGCAAAGGAUCCGGGAACACAAUGAAAAGACCGGGCAGAACAUCUUCAUCUCGUUGGACUUUGAAACGAGGUACGAACAAAACCAGGAUUUGUGUCAGCCCUGCAACUUUGUGGUCUUCUCCAAGGAGCUGGCCGGCCAGUUAGGCUGGAAGACGGCGCGACAAACUUGUGAGGAACUGGCCGCUAACAUUCCCGGAAAUGGUCCAAAACCUGCCUUCAUUUGUCCCUGGGGCAGUGCUGGAGCUGGUGCUUUGGAUGCCAACGGGAGUUACCAUGAAAUGGCUUCCUAUAAGCAGGAGAAAGCGGUGGACACGCUGGGAGCUGGAGACAGCUUUAUGGCGGGUUUCAUAUAUGCCACUCUCGAAGGCCGGCGAUGUUUACCGGAAGCUGUAGACUUUGCCAAUCGAGUUGCCAGCCAUAAAAUCACUGGAUUCGGCUACGACCAUAUUGCACAACUCAGCUUAAAUUAAAGUUAGUGUGUUAUAGCCUUAAAUCUACCUGACAUAAGAUCUUUAAUUCUCUGCGACAGAAUUUAUUAACAUUAAAAGCCGAAACGAAAAAAUGUUUAUGUAUAAAAUUGUUUUUAGAAGUUACAUGAAUAAUUUGUAUUGGAGACUAAAAUAGUUGUUUUAAAUUCAUGUGUGAAUGUUUUAACAUAGUAAUGAUUUUAUAUUAAACAAUUUUAAAAAUGA
This is a messenger RNA of Drosophila eugracilis, 1382 nucleotides long. RefSeq names its product ketohexokinase. Gene Ontology annotation, molecular function: ketohexokinase activity. The record is from RefSeq and is a predicted model, not a curated record. The transcript is spliced from 2 exons. Lineage: Eukaryota; Metazoa; Arthropoda; Insecta; Diptera; Drosophilidae. Gene Ontology annotation, biological process: fructose metabolic process. The coding region runs from base 243 to 1160 and encodes 305 amino acids.